AUGGAUAAAAAUCUGAUGUUCAAGUCUCCGGAUUCUCAAAAUCCGACCGUGGCGGUUGGGGAUAAAGGCGUCGAAGGGCGGGAGAGGGGGGUGACCUGUGGCGACAUCGGUACUAAUGCGGACGAGGUGGAGAAGUACUUAGAGUCGGUGCUGCUGAUCGGCACCAUCUGGGGUUGUGUCGUGUUGCUAGACGAGGCCGAUGUCGUCCUCGAGGAGCGGCGCGAGACGGACCUGCAGCAGAACGCCCUGGUCUCCGUCUUCCUGCGCGUCCUCGAGUACUACGACGGCAUCCUGAUUCUCACCUCCAACCGCAUCGGGACGUUUGACAGCGCAUUCAAGUCGCGCUUCCAGUUCGCAGGGCACUACCCCGCGCUGAACGAGCAGGGCCGCUUCGAGAUCUGGCUCAACUUCAUCAACGGCCUCAGCAAGACGAACCCAGAGAACCUGAUCGAUGAUCUCAAGGGCUACCUGCCCGAGCUGGCAGCUAGGGCCCUCAACGGGCAAAAGAUCCGCAACAUGGUGCGCACCGCCCUGCAGCUGGCGCACUUUCGCCAGACCACCCUGACCUAUGAGCACAUCCAGCAGGUCAUUGACGUCCCCGAGGGAUUUAAGAGGCAUGUCAAAUCGACCCGCGGAUACUCGGACCUCGACUGGACGCGGGACCGGGGCAUUCGAUCGGAUUAG
Aspergillus uvarum CBS 121591 is the source of this 684-nucleotide messenger RNA. RefSeq lists its product as uncharacterized. Gene Ontology annotation, molecular function: ATP hydrolysis activity; ATP binding. The record is from RefSeq and is a predicted model, not a curated record. Bases 1 to 684 code for a protein of 227 amino acids. The transcript has 2 exons. NCBI's taxonomy places the organism in Eukaryota, Fungi, Ascomycota, Eurotiomycetes, Eurotiales, Aspergillaceae.